Messenger RNA from Drosophila bipectinata, 2687 nucleotides. It is a transcript of the gene Cnx99A, whose product is annotated as Calnexin 99A. The record is from RefSeq and is a predicted model, not a curated record. Gene Ontology annotation, molecular function: calcium ion binding. NCBI's taxonomy places the organism in Eukaryota, Metazoa, Arthropoda, Insecta, Diptera, Drosophilidae. Gene Ontology annotation, cellular component: endoplasmic reticulum; endoplasmic reticulum membrane. Gene Ontology annotation, biological process: protein folding.
ACACCCACCUUUGACAACACUAAGUAGGCCCAGCGAGAGGCAGAAGCAAAAAUUGUUUAAUUUAAUUUAGAGCAAUUACAAUUAGUUCGUCGUGCCAGAUCUCUAUUCUCGUUGUAAAAGCGCCCCAGAACGAGGCAACUGGUGUAAAGCAGCGCAACGCGUUCCCCGCUCGGUCGCUUAUUCUUGAUUUUCCAAUCGCCGGAAAACGCUGCCGAAAACGAAAACACAGGAACGGAAAAAAUGCCGUGGAAAAUGGGCCAGGGCGCAACGCUGGCGUUGCUAGUGGCCUCCUGUUUGCUUCUGAAUGCUGCCACGGGGGCUCAUGCCGCCGAUCCGACAGCGGAGUCCGACGAUUUCGAGGACGGCUAUGUGGAAGAUGUGCCGGAGGAGGAACCGGCCACCGACAGCACUGAUGAAAACCUGGUCUACGAGAGCCCUGUGAUUGAUCACAACAAGUUCCACUUUGCGGAUCAUUUUGACGAUGUUGAAGCCUCCAGGAAGAACUGGGUCUUGUCGCAGGCCAAAAAAGAUGACAUAGCCGAGGAGAUAUCCAAAUACGAUGGCCUAUGGAACUGGGAGUCGCCGCAGCGCAUCGUUUGGGCGAACGACCUGGGUCUGGUACUCAAGUCGAAGGCCAAACAUGCGGCUAUCGCUUCCCGUCUGCGCGAGCCCUUCGAUUUCAAGCAAGACAAGCCGCUGGUGGUGCAGUACGAGGUCACGUUGCAGGAGGGUCAGGAGUGCGGUGGCUCGUAUCUGAAGCUUCUGUCCGCCGGAAAGGAGACGGACGAACUCACGAACUUCAAUGACAAAACACCCUACACCAUCAUGUUUGGACCGGACAAGUGCGGGAGCGAUGUAAAAAUGCACUUUAUUUUCCGCCAUGUCAAUCCAAUUAAUGGCACCAUCACUGAGAAGCACUGCAACAAGCCGAAGAACCGCCUGGAGGAACCAUUCAAGGACAAGCUGCCGCAUCUGUACCAGCUGGUGGUGCGCCCCGACAACAGCUUCGAGAUUCGUGUGGACCACAAAAUUAUCAACGAAGGCUCACUGCUUACCGAUUUCAAGCCCCCAGUCAACCCUCCGGCUGAGAUCGAUGACCCCAAUGACCACAAACCAGAAUCAUGGGACGAACGCGAGAAGAUCCAAGAUCCAACUGCCCAGAAGCCUGACGAUUGGGACGAGGAUGCUCCACCACAAAUACCCGACCCUAGUGCUGUCAAGCCCCAGAACUGGCUGGAUAAUGAGGCUGAUAUGAUCUUUGAUCCCACGGCCGUCAAACCCGACGACUGGGAUUCCGAAAUCGAUGGCGAUUGGGAGGCUCCGCUGGUGGACAAUCCGGCCUGUGAAAAGGUUGGCUGCGGAAAGUGGAAGGCUCCACUUAUUCCCAACCCCAACUACAAGGGCAAGUGGCGUCCACCAAUGAUCGAGAACCCCAACUACCAGGGCAAGUGGGCACCCCGUAAGAUUCCUAACCCGGACUUCUUUGAGGAUCUGAAACCAUUCCAAAUGACACCCAUUGGCGCUGUGGGCCUGGAACUGUGGUCGAUGUCCAGUGAUAUUCUCUUUGACAAUCUUAUUAUUACGGACGACGUGGAUGUGGCCCGUGAAUUUGCCGCCAACAGCUUCGAUAUCAAGCGUCGCUACAUUGACCGCGAAUCGGAAUCAUUCGUGAAUAAGGUAGUCGAGCUAGCCAAGGCCUACCCCUCGGUCUGGGGCAUUGGCCUGGUGGCCAUUGUGGCCUUGGUGGUCAUCGCCUUCUACUGUAGAUUUGGUUCAUCUAAGAGUAAGGAUGCGGCUGCCAAGCGCUCCGCCGCCGCAGCUAAGAAAUCUGAUGAGCCCCAGCCGGAUGAUGAACCCAAGCCAGAAUCAGAGGAGGAGGAGAGCGAUUUGUCUGGCGAGAGGGCUGCUGGUGAUUCGAGCAAGGAGAGCACUCCACUGUCCGCUAGUCCCAAGAACAAAAAGUCUGAUUUAGAUGUUAACGAGGAGACCAAAGCGGAGGAAACUCCAGAGGAGCCCGCACAGACUGAGGAAACUACCACAAAAGCACGCAAGCGUACUGUUCGCAAGGAUUAAGCGGGCAUCCUUAAGAUCUGAAGAAAUCAUAUUAAAACUUUAAAAACACUAUCCAAUUCCAUUAUGGCAGCGGCUGCUUAGAGAGCAACAACUUACUGACCAACAGCCAGUCAAGAAAAAUUUAUUUUAAAAAUGCUGAAUCUUUGCCACGGCCCCGCAUCAUCUCCCUCACAAACACACACCCCCCAAUCAUACACACGUAUUGUGGAAUACACACACACAUGUACACGAAUCAUAUGUUCGUUGGCUGGCUCCGGAUAUCCAGCUUCCAAUGCAGUCUUUAAUUUAAAUUAGUAGUUUACGUGGAUCGGUUUAGUCAACUUUAUACGUAUGUACUUUGCUGUAUUAUCGUUGCAUUUCUGUUGUGUUCGAGCCCGAUAUUCCCUUAACCCCUAAAAAAAAGAUUCCCAAUCUAGUUUUGCAUUCUUUAGGGCAAUCACCUUCCCUUCUAUUCGAAAACUAUUCAUUUCUGUAACAAAAAAUAACUAAAAACGAACACCAACUAGACAAAUGAGGGAAACAAAUAAGAAAAAGCCAACAAAGAUGAAACUAAAGCAGAGAGAAAAUUAAUGGCAAACAUAGUUUAAUAUUAUGUAAUUUAAACGAAAUUGAAU